Molecule: messenger RNA, 7849 nt
Organism: Dermacentor silvarum
Lineage: Eukaryota; Metazoa; Arthropoda; Arachnida; Ixodida; Ixodidae
Gene: Itpr
Product: inositol 1,4,5-trisphosphate receptor type 1-like
Exons: 35
Biological process (GO): calcium ion transmembrane transport
Cellular component (GO): membrane
Molecular function (GO): calcium channel activity
Source: RefSeq, a predicted model, not a curated record
CGCAGCUAUGAUGCAAAUCGCCAUCCUGACUUAGGGAAGGAAGCGGUGCAACGCAAGUUCAAGCCCACCAUCACCUUUGUAGAAGACUACCUCUGCAAUGUGGUUGGACACGUGUGGUCUUUUGCAGAUAGGGAGCAGAACAAGCUUACCUUUGAGGUUGUUAAACUUGCUCGAGAGCUCAUCUACUUUGGUUUCUACAGCUUCAGUGACCUACUCCGUCUCACUAAAACGCUCCUCAACAUUCUUGACUGUGUACCUGAAGCUGCCAUUGCCAAUGCCCAGGGCAGUGUAUUGAAGUCUCUUGGAGAUGUUGGCACAGUUGUCACAAACAUGGUGCUUGGAUCCAACACCUUGGCUAAGGCACCUACGCCAACACCACGGAAAAGUGCUGCAGAGGACACCCUUGUUAUGGACACGAAGCUCAAGAUCAUUGAGAUCUUGCAGUUCAUCUUGAAUGUGAGGCUUGACUACCGCAUCACGGGGCUGCUGACUAUCUUCAAACGGGAGUUCCAGCAGAGCCAUGAGAAAGCUGAUGAGACCAUUGUUGUUGGUGACAAAGGUGUGGAUAUGGAGCGCAUUGGCAGGGAGGCUGAGGCCAUCUUUGGAGGCACGGAAGACUUGGGUGACGUCGACUUGGAUGGUGAGGGUGGACGCACAUUCCUCCGAGUGUUGCUGCACCUGACCAUGCACGACUACCCUCCUCUUGUGUCGGGGGCCCUGCACCUGCUCUUCAAGCACUUCACUCAGCGUCAGGAGGUGCUGCAGGCAUUCAAGCAGGUGCAACUGCUGGUGUCUGCCAGUGAUGUGGACAACUACAAGCAGAUCAAGGCUGAUUUGGACAAGCUGCGUAACCUGGUGGAGAAGUCUGAACUGUGGGUGUUCAAGGCCCGUGACGAGGACCCUGACCACGAUCAGGAGCUUGACAAGAGGCUCGUGCUUCAGGGUGAUUCACUGCGACCUGAGCUGGUUUCAGCAAAGGAGGCUGGAGAACACGAAGGUGCACCUGCAACAGCGGACAACUACUCAAUCAUUCGUGAAAUCUUGGAACGAUUCACCAAGUUGUGCUACCAAAUUGGAGCGGGUGGCACCAAGAAGCAGCGCAAGCAUGAGCAGCGUCUGCUUCGCAACAUGGGAGCACAUGCUGUGGUCCUUCAGUUGCUACAAAUUCCUUAUGACAAGAAAGAGGAUGUACGGAUGGGCGAGGUGAUGCGGUUGGCACAUGACUUCCUGCAGCACUUUUGCCUGGGCAAUCAUCAGAACCAAGGGCUGCUGCAUAAGCACAUUGACCUCUUUCUCACGCCUGGGCUGCUGGAGGCUCAGACACUGUGCAGUGUCUUCAAGGAUAACGUAGGGCUGUGCACCGAGGUGACGGAGCGAGUGGUGCAACAUUUUGUUCACUGCAUCGAGACCCAUGGGCGCCACGUGGAGUACUUGCGCUUCCUCCAGACUGUUGUGAAAGCAGAAGGCCAGUAUGUCCGAAAGUGCCAGGACAUGGUCAUGCAGGAGCUGGUGGGGGCUGGGGAGGAGGCUCUGGUCCUCUACAACGACAAGGGUACCUCGGAGCAGCUGGUGGACUUGAUGCGCUCCGAGAGGCAGCGGCUUGACCCUGGCGGACCACUUCGUUAUCACAUCGAUUUGGUCCGGCUCCUCGCCAGUUGCACCGAGGGCAAGAAUGUGUUUACUGAGAUCAAGUGCCACUCCCUGCUCUCCCUAGAUGACAUCUGCAGGGUUGUAUCCCAUCCUGACUGUCUUCCUGAGGUCAAAGAUGCCUACAUCAACUUCCUUUCACACUGUUUCAUUGACACGGAGGUGGAAAUGAAGGAAAUUUAUGCAUCUCACCACAUAUGGACACUUUUUGACAACUUUCUUGUCGACGUGGCCAUGGUCUGCAAUGCCACGCAUGACCGGCGUCAUGCUGACCAGCAGUUAGAGAACUACGUCACAAAUACUGUCAUGAACAUCAUCACGACUUUCUUUAACUCGCCUUUUUCAGAACAAAGUGCCACUGUGCAGACUCACCAACCAGUGUUUGUUCGGCUUCUCCAAGCUGCCUUCCGAUUAUCCACCUGCACAUGGCUUGCACUUCAACAGCGAAUGAAUGUUGAAGGCUGCAUACGAACCCUGGCUGAAAUAGCUAAAAGCCGUGGAAUUGCCAUCCCCUUGGAUCUCGAGUCUCAGGUGUCAGCCAUGUUUGACAAGACUGCCCUGAUCAGCAAACACACACGUGCCUGGCUUUCCUCUGCCCGGGCGCCAAAGCGCGAGCCUGUGGAACAAUCACCACAGAGGCCUACUGAGGUGUCACGCGGCCAUCCAAGUGAUAGAACAGUGAUCGAGGUGCUGCAAGAGCUGGUGCUGGUGCUGGAAGAGCAGCUCAGGCCACUAGUACAGAGCGAGUUGUCGGUGCUGGUGGAUGUUCUGCAUGAGCCUCAGCGGCUGUUCCCUGCACGGCCCCAGGCACAGGCCCGCUGUGCCUCCUUUGUCUCCAAGCUGGUGCAACAUACCCAGCGCCUGUUGCAGGAGCGGGAGGAGGGGCUAUGUGUGCGCGUUCUGCAGACACUGCGUCAAAUGAUGGCUGAUACAGAGCAUGGGGAGAAGGUUGAUGCCAACUUGCUCACUCAGAGAGAAAUCUGUGACCUCGCACGGGGUGAAGCACUGCGGCAGAGCCUUCUUGUGCGUUAUUUGGGCACACCACCCAAGCAGCCACAGCCCAAGCGUGGCUCAACGGAAGGCUCACAGCCACAGCAGCAACAGCAGCAGCAGCAACUGCAACAGCAGCAGUCACCUCAGCCCCAAACACCCCUUGGUCGUCCACCGAGCCCGCUGUCUGAAGUCCAGUGCCAGCUUGAUCGCGAGGGGGCCUCGGAUCUUGUUGUGGAGCUGAUUAUGAUGAGCCCCAGCCUGGCCAUCUUCCUUGAGAGUGUCGAGCUUGGUAUCGCACUCCUGCGUGGUGGAAACCCUGUCAUACAGAGGUCCAUGCAUGCGAAGUUAACUACUGGAAACAAUGCAGAGAAGUUCUUUAAGGUAUUUUUUGACAAAAUGAAGGCAGCACAGCAGGAGAUAAAGUCUACAGUCACUGUCAGCACGUCCGACAUGGCUGCCCGAGCGACCUCUGAAGAGAAAGACCUGCUGCGCAAGGACAACCUCCGGGAAUCACGCAGCCGCUCUCGAGGAGGAAAGGGGAGCCUGAUGGUGUCUGAUGAGCUGCGUGCCCAGUUGGAGGAUGCUGCACAGGUCACAGGAAAAGCUUAUGCCCAUGUGCGGUCUACAGUGGGUGGUCUCAGUAGCGACACCGGUGGCGGCAGCCCUUUGUCCCCAAGUGAGGAAAAUGAACGGCCCCAAGAGCCACGCCUGGCACCCGAGGUGUUGGUCAUGCAGCCAGUGUUGCGUUUUCUUCAGCUGCUGUGCGAGAACCACAACCGAAGUCUGCAGGAUUUCUUGCGCAACCAAUGCAACAAGAACAACUACAACCUGGUAUCAGAGACGCUGUUGUUUCUGGACUGCAUUUGUGGCAGCACCACGGGUGGCUUGGGCCUGCUUGGUCUCUACAUCAAUGAACAUAAUGUGGAUCUUGUCAAUCAGACCCUUGAGACUCUGACAGAAUAUUGCCAGGGUCCCUGCCAUGAAAACCAGAACUGCAUUGCCAUGCAUGAAAGCAAUGGAAUUGACAUCAUCAUUGCUCUGGUUCUAAAUGACAUCAACCCACUUGGAAAAAAGCGCAUGGAUCUUGUCCUAGAACUGAAGAACAAUGCAAGCAAGCUGCUGCUGGCUAUCAUGGAAAGCCGAGGGGAUAGUGAGAACGCCGAGCGCAUCCUCUUCAACAUGAGCCCCCGGCAGCUAGUGGAGGUGGCAUGUAAUGCAUAUCACCAAGACGAGGAUGAAGAUGAAGAUGAUGAUGAUGACGAUGAUGGUGUUGGGGACAACCGGGGCACGGGUGGAGGAGACGGGGUGGGUGUGUCUCCGAAGGAAGUGGGCCACAACAUCUACAUCUUAUGCCACCAGCUAGCCCAGCACAACCGAGACCUGGCCGGUCUGCUGAAACCUCAUGAGAGCUCUGAUUGCAAGACAGCCCAGGCCCUGCAGUACUAUGCUUCCCACACGGCACAGAUUGAGAUCGUGAGGCAUGAUCGCACAAUGGAGCAGAUUGUGUUCCCUGUACCACAGGUGUGUGAAUUUUUAACACGGGAAACCAAGGUAAAAGUGUACAACACAACAGAGCGAGAUGAGCAAGCUAGUAAGGUGUCAGAUUUCUUUGAGCGGACAGAAGACCUUUUCAAUGAAAUGAAGUGGCAGAAGAAACUGCGAGGUCAACCAGUGCUCUACUGGGUGAGCCGGCACAUGUCAACAUGGAGCACUGUGGCCUUCAACUUAGCCGUUCUGGUCAAUGUCAUAGUGGCAACCUUCUACCCAUUUGAAGGAGCCAAAGAACUGGACCCACGGCUGAGUGGCUUGAGUUGGGCACUGAUGCUGGUAUCUCUGGCAGCGGUGGUUGUGGCACCGCGACCAUCAUCUAUACGAGCAUUGUCUUGUGCCUGCAUUCUGCGUCUCAUGUCCUGGCUUGGCUUACAGCCUACACUGUGGUUACUGGGCACAGUAAAUGUGGCCAUUAGCACGGUGCACCUCGUGAGCAUAGUAGGAAAUCAUGGGACAUUUGCACGUAGCCUUGGCCACAUGCUGUCCGAUAUGGAGCUUCUGUACCAUGUCUGCUAUUUAGUUUUUUGUGCACUGGGCUUAGUAGGACACCCACUGUUCUACAGUGUGCUUCUAUUAGACGUGGUCUACCAGGAGGAAACACUCCUUAACGUCAUCAAGUCGGUGACACGUAAUGGUCGCUCAAUCAUUCUCACAGCUGUGCUUGCGCUAAUCCUGGUGUACUUGUUCUCCAUUGUUGCAUUCCUGUUCUUCCGGGAUGACUUUCUCAUUGAAGUCGACAGCCGUGCUGUUCAGAAUGUGCCGCGGGUUUCAGGGCCAGAAAGUGAUCCACCAUGUCUUGAAGGCUUUUGUGAUGCGUCUGAGCGGCCAAAUCUUGGCAACAAAGAUGCCGGUGAUUCAGAUGACGAUGACACAACAACCGAACGAGCUUGUGACUCACUCGUAAUGUGCAUAAUCACCACAAUGAAUCAUGGCUUGCGUAAUGGUGGAGGUAUAGGAGACAUUCUACGACCACCUAGUGCUAAGGAACCGCUAUACUUUGCUCGAGUCGUGUAUGACCUGCUGUUCUUCUUUGUGGUCAUCAUUAUUGUGCUCAACCUCAUCUUUGGUGUCAUCAUCGACACCUUUGCUGAUCUGAGAAGCGAGAAGCAGCAGAAGGAAGAGACCCUGCGAAACACGUGCUUCAUCUGUGGUCUGGACAGAUCAGCUUUUGACAACAAGAGCGUGUCAUUUGAAGAACACAUUCGAUGUGAACACAACCUCUGGCACUACCUCUACUUUAUUGUGCUGGUGCGAGUCAAGGACCCAACUGAAUUUACGGGGCCUGAAAGUUAUGUGGACUCCAUGAUCAAGGAAAAGAAUCUGGAAUGGUUCCCACGUAUGCGUGCCAUGUCACUCGCAGCAGAUGAGGCAGACGGGGAACAGAAUGAGAUGCGCACACUGCAGAAUCAGUUGGAGGAUACCCAACGCUUGGUGACUACCUUGUCUAGGCAACUGUCUGAACUCCGUGACCAGAUGACAGAGCAGCGGAAGCACAAGCAGCGCCUGGGACUUCUCGCUCAUCCCAACUCGGUGCCAUUGGCUGCCACUGCCAGUCUGAGUAUGCAUUGACUCUCGUGCUGCCAACACACAAGCGGCUCUCCUCACAAAGAAGGUCACCACGCACAGUGAGCCUGGCUGGGCCACCAGCAUGAAGUGUGCUUGCUACGUCACUGCCCCAGUGGUGAUCACGAGACUGGGCCAAGUAAAAUGGAUUAUGUGUCUUCCAUCAACACGACAAGCAGUGUAUGCAAGGGCCACAAAAACCACUCAGCUCUCUCAUUGCACUUGGAUCAUCUGUGAAGGAAAGGGGCCACAUUUUCCUCCCGCUUGCCCACGUGCACACAAAAUAUUCUGGAUUAGUCUUUCAGCAGUCACUACAGCACCUCUUUGCCACUGUUUUUGCAGCCUUUUUUCAGUAUUGUGUCAAGCGCAACUACGCUUGAGAGAUAAGAGGCAAGAGUGGCACAGAUUCCCACCUGCACGGCACACAUAUACAAAUGUGCAAGUAGGGCAUUUUGGUCGCUUCUCACAUUGACAGUGGUGCCUGCAGUGAAGCAGAACAAGGUAAUCGCCACUUUUUUAAUGUGGUUUUUUUCCCACCUCUUCUAAUGAAACAAAAACAAACACAAAAUUUGUUUUUUGCUGUUGUCAUGCAAACAUUGCAAUCUCUAUUAACCUGCAGAUGUGCUCUGUUUAACCCAUGUACUGUGACUGAAACAAAGCUUCUUGCCGCAAUUAUCACAUAAUGUAAUAUUUUUUGUUUCAUACUGUAUUAAGUGUGAUUGUGGGAGGUGGUGUUUGUAUAUUGAGCAGAAUGUUGCUUUGCGUGCUUUUCACAGUGAUGGCUCAGGCUGCACCCUUGAGGCGAAAGUUACUGGAAAUCUAACAUGUAACUUUCACUCAGCAAAAUGCACCAGCAUCAAAACAUUGCGUCACACACUGCUCGAUGCAGAGCAGAGAAAGAGGGACAGUCAGUAUAUGCUUGACUGACCUGGCCUCCCCUCUAUUUGUUUGCCUUGCCAGAGUGCUGCUGCUGCUGAUUAGAGGUUUUUUGCAUGCUUCCAUGACUCCAGUUUGCUCUAGUGUUUACUUGUCUGUGCUUUUCUUGUUUUAGUUAUUUGAUAUGUAGUUGUGUUUAUGCUUCCACUUGAUUUUUCCAGUGCACAUUUACACACUUGAAUGUGAGGUUUUUAGACUGGUGUGUUGCUUUAUAUAUUUACACUGUUGGUGCAUCCCUACAUUACUUGUGGCAUCUUUAUUUUAAACAUAGCAUGGAUGCACUAACACAUGGAAAUUUUAACAAAUGUGUGAACAAAUAUUUAUCAUCUGGGAUGGCUUUGCACAUUUGAUACCACUCUUAGUAGUUUGGUGCAAUUUACAAGUGUCAGUAAUGGCAGUGUUGUGUGUAAGGUGCUACUCAGGCAUUAACAGAAGAACUGCUGUCACAGUUCACUCACAGCUACUUCUCCUGUUGUUUUUCUUAUCGAGUGUGUGGUUAAAAUGUGUUGCAAUAGGUGCUUUCACUGCUACCACUGACUUCUGCACAUUUGUUUGUUUAGUCAGGGCCUGGUGCGGCAAGUGAAAAAAACAAAAAAAAAACCCCGAUGGCCUCAUACUGUGGUGUCAAACGAUUAAUGGGCGUAGAACCUGUGAAGAAAGGUUAUUGCCAUGAAGCCUGAGCAUGUGUAGCAAAGUUCUCAGUUGCAGUGUUCAACAGAAUGUGUGCCCCAAGUGUGUUGGCCUACUGUUUGUAUGACCAUGUUUUGUAGUAGUUCGUUUUUUCACAGAAGUCACAGCCUUUCAAUUUUUGAUGCUAAUAGUGCAAUGUGUUUCCCAUUACAGGCUUUGAUCUUGGAAGUUUUCAGCCCUGAACAUCGCAAAUCUGUGGCACUUAUGUUUCGUUUUAAGUACAUUAGAACUGCAUCUUGAUUUGUAGAAUGUGUCUGUAGUUUUUGCAGUUGCAGCGAGAAGUCUUAUGCGAGUAACUUAAUUUACCAUGAAUGCAUACGAAAUGAGAGCUCCAUUUUGUAACAUAUUCUUUCCCUCACUAGUCAGUGAACACAAAAGAGAUUGGUAUUUAUUACAGCACACUGAUCAAGAAAAUACUUUUUAUUAUCUUUUAUGAAGUGUACAAAACAUCAAUAUAUAUAUGUACGUA